This is a messenger RNA of Parnassius mnemosyne (clouded apollo), 1545 nucleotides long. The record is from the annotation of a GenBank genome assembly. Lineage: Eukaryota; Metazoa; Arthropoda; Insecta; Lepidoptera; Papilionidae.
AUGACGACUCCAGGAGGAUCGCAACCAUCACCAGCUGUACAAGAGUUUAAAAUAAGAGUUCCAAAAAAUAUUAAGAAGAAAUAUCAUGUGAUGCGAUUUAAUGCCACUUUAAAUGUGGACUUUGCAAAAUGGACUCAUGUGAAAAUGGAAAGGGAGAACAAUAUAAAAGAGUUCAAAGGGAUAGAAGAGGAAAUGCCAAAAUUCGGUGCAGGCUCAGAGUAUGGGCGAGAUAUGCGUGAAGAGGCGCGGCGCAAAAAGUUUGGUAUUAUCUCAAGGAAAUACAAGCCAGAAGACCAGCCAUGGAUACUUAAAGUUGGUGGCAAAACUGGCAAAAAGUUUAAGGGCAUUCGCGAGGGCGGAGUUUCUGAGAACGCAGCAUACUACGUGUUCACGCAUGCGGCAGAUGGAGCUAUUGACGCCUACCCUUUGCAAGAAUGGUACAAUUUCCAGCCUAUCCAGAGAUACAAAGCUCUGUCUGCAGAGGAAGCAGAGCAGGAGUUUGGAAGACGGAACAAAGUUAUAAACUAUUUCUCGCUCAUGUUUCGCAAGCGGAUGCGCGGCGAAGAUGGCGUCGACGACGGCGAGGAUCCCGACGAGAAGAAACCAAAGGGCUCCAAGGCAAAGAAAGACCUUAAGAUAUCUGACAUGGACGAGUGGAUCGACUCUGACGACGAUUCGUCGGGCUCCGAGCCCGGUGAGAAGGAUAACGAUAGUGACUCUGGCGCUAAGAAGAAAAAGGACAAAAAAGCGGCUACAACCAAAAAGAAGAAGAAAGUAGAAGAUGAGGCGUUUGAAGAGAGCGACGAUGGUGAUGAAGAGGGAAGGGAAAGAGACUACAUAUCGGAUUCGUCUGAAAGCGAAUCUGAUCAUGAAACUAAGGUAAACAAGGAGCUGAAAGGUGUCGCAGAGGAAGAUGCUCUCAGGAAAUUGUUAACAUCUGACGAGGACUCUGAAGAAGAACAAGAACAGAAACAAGAGUCAGAGCAAGAGGACGAGCCCACAAAAGAGGGCGAGGAGCGCGCCAGCAAACUCACCAAGAAGAGCAAAAAGAAGCCGGAAGACGGCAAAAAAGAUUCAAGCAGCGACUUCAGUUCGGACUCCGACACCGACGCUGAGAGCAGCAACAAGAAGCCGAAGAAGGUCAAAAACAACGCCGACAAAAACGCUUCCGCGGCCAACUCUUCAGCGCCGGGGUCCGCGAGUACGUCUCGUGCGGGCAGCCCGCAGCCGGGCGGGGGCGGCGGCGCGGGCGGGGGCGCGGCGGCAGCCGUGGCAGCUGCACACGCGGCGGGCUCGCAGCCGCCCGCCAAGCGCCAAAAACUCGACCCCUCCUACACCGAGUGCGGCGUGACGGAGGAAGCGGUGCGUAGGUAUCUAGCCCGCAAGCCGAUGACUACGACGGAACUUCUCACUAAGUUCAAAUCCAAGCGGACCGGUGUCAGCAGCGAACGCCUCGUGGAGACCAUGACGCAGAUCCUCAAGCGCAUCAAUCCCGUCAAACAGAACAUCAACGGCAAGAUGUACCUUAGCAUUAAGCAAACGUGA